CGGAACCCAGCGGCUCCCAGUUCAUCUUCCGAACCUAAAAUAACCAACGACCGUUGCGCCGAACCUGAAUUUUAAAACUUCAUCUUCCUCUUUCCCGUCUCUCAUCUUCCGCCCCUCUAUUCUCUUCCCAAACCCAAACUUCUCUCUGUUUCUGUAAUUCUUUCCUCGCCCCGCAUUCGGAAAAAAAUCAGAAUAAGCUGCAAAAAGACAAAAUUGUACAAGAAUGGUUCGCAAGAAUUGCAAGAGAUCUCCGGCCAAAUCUAUCAGAGACCUCCGCAGCCAUCAACGGCGGCGCCACCUCCACAACCGGAAAAGGAACGGCGGCGACGGCAAUGCCACCAACAACGGCAAAGAUGCCUCUUCCGCUUCCUGCUCAACCGCCCUCCUCUCCACCAUCAGCAGAAAGGCUUCGAGAUGCAAGAACCGCCUCAUCAGAAUCUUCUCCAAACUGGCCGCCUUCGUCGACACUCCCAAGACCGGCAGCCGCUACAGAGGCUACCAAAUGCUGAAGGACCGGCUGGGAGGGAGCCACGACGUCAUCGGAGCUGAAUGCUCUGUUCGCAAAAUCCUCUGUUUUGAAGACCCCUUGCCGCCGUCGAUCUCCCCCAGCAAGCCGACGGUGUUCCUCGAUCUGGACGAGACCCUGGUCCAUUCCGUUGCCAACGACCCGCCGGCGAUCUUCGAUUUCAUUGUCCGGCCGAGGAUCGGAGGCACCUGCGUCACUUUCUACGUCUUGAAGCGGCCGGGGCUGGACGAAUUCUUGGAGGCUCUGGCGAAGAAAUUCGAGCUGGUGGUGUUCACCGCCGGAUUGGCAGAGUACGCUUCCAUGGUUUUGGACAAUGUGGACAGGAAGAAGCUGAUUUCUCACCGGCUUUACCGCGAUUCGUGCAAUCAGGUGAACGGGAUGUAUGUGAAGGACUUGUCGAGGACUGGAAGAGAUUUGACCAAUGCAGUGAUCGUUGAUGAUAACCCGAACGCCUAUUUGCUUCAGCCGGAGAAUGCGAUUCCGGUGAGGCCCUUUGUCGAUGAUCUUGGGGAUGCAGAGUUGGCGAAGCUUGGGAAGUUUUUCGAUGGCUGUGAUGGAUUUGGUGAUAUUAGGGAUGCUGUGAAGAUGUAUGUUAGUAGUGGAAGAAAUGAGGCCGGUGAAGAUAUGGCGAUUUCAUAGUUAGGUGGGGGGAUCUACUACUGGUUUCUCGACCAGCUCGAUUGAAUUUGGUUUUCCGAACUUUUUGUGUGGUUCUUUGUUUCUUCUUCUCCGUUUUUGAACAAACUCUUGUUCAAAUCCUCUGAAGAAACUAUGGAUAUUAACUAAUGAAAUUCAUCUUACAUU
Linum trigynum is the source of this 1330-nucleotide messenger RNA. The record is from the annotation of a GenBank genome assembly. Lineage: Eukaryota; Viridiplantae; Streptophyta; Magnoliopsida; Malpighiales; Linaceae.